Cyclopterus lumpus (lumpfish) is the source of this 1023-nucleotide messenger RNA. Its product is annotated as proteoglycan 4-like. Bases 1 to 813 code for a protein of 270 amino acids. The record is from RefSeq and is a predicted model, not a curated record. The transcript is spliced from 2 exons. Lineage: Eukaryota; Metazoa; Chordata; Actinopteri; Perciformes; Cyclopteridae.
AUGGAUUCAUCUUCAGCACCCGGCGAGGGAGCCCUGCAGGGGCCCGAAGUCCCAGUCUGCAGGGACCCCGAAGCCCCAGUCUGCAGGGGCCCCAAAGUCCCAGUCUGCAGGGGCCCCGGAGCCCCAUCUGCAGGGACCCAAAGCCCCAGUCUGCAGGGGCCCCGGAGCCUCAGUCUGCAGGAGCCCCGGAGCCCCAUCUGCAGGGACACCAAAGCCCCAGUAUGCAGGGGCCCCGGAGCCCCAGUCUACAGGGACCCAAAGCCCCAGUCUGCAAGGGCCCCGGAGCCUCAGUCUGCAGGGGCCCCGGAGCCCCAUCUGCAGGGACCCAAAGCCCCAGUCUGCAGGGGCCCCGGAGCCCCAGUCUGCAGGGGCCCCGAAGCCCCAUCUGCAGGGACCCCAAAACCCCAGUCUGCAGGGGCCAUGGAGCCCCAGUCUACAGGGACCCAAAGCCCCAGUCUGCAAGGGCCCUGGAGCCCCAGUCUGCAGGGACCCAAAGCCCCAGUCUGCAGGGGCCCCGAAGCCCCAUCUGCAGGGACCCCAAAACCCCAGUCUGCAGGGGCCAUGGAGCCCCAGUCUACAGGGACCCAAAGCCCCAGUCUGCAAGGGCCCUGGAGCCCCAGUCUGCAGGGACCCAAAGCCCCAGUCUGCAGGGGCCCCGGAGCCCCAAGCUACAGGGACCCAAAGCCCCAGUCUUCAAGGGCCCUGGAGCCCCAGUCUACAGGGACCCAAAGCCCCAGUCUGCAAGGGCCCUGGAGCCCCAGUCUGCAAGGACCCAAAGCCCCAGUCUGCAGGGGCCCGGAGCCCCAGUCAUAAGUAUAGAUGUAGUGCAUGAGAAUUAUAAAGUGACAUAAAAAAGAAAUUACACAGGUAAAGUACUUAAGUACGGUAUUUGAGAAAAGUGUUUGAAACGGAUGUCAAACUGAUGAUUUGCAUCUAAAAUUCAAAUUGAUCUUUAUUAUGACAAAAAUAUGAAAACUAAUGUACAGAGCAGCAUCUUGGCGUAGCAUUAAAAAUGACUUCACA